Solanum verrucosum is the source of this 1086-nucleotide messenger RNA. Its product is annotated as homeobox-leucine zipper protein HAT22-like. Lineage: Eukaryota; Viridiplantae; Streptophyta; Magnoliopsida; Solanales; Solanaceae. The record is from RefSeq and is a predicted model, not a curated record. Bases 61 to 861 code for a protein of 266 amino acids. The transcript is spliced from 3 exons. Gene Ontology annotation, biological process: regulation of DNA-templated transcription. Gene Ontology annotation, molecular function: DNA-binding transcription factor activity, RNA polymerase II-specific; sequence-specific DNA binding.
CAACAAGAAAAGUUCACACACACUUGCUUCCUUUUUGUUUUCUUUUAUUCCAACACAUAGAUGGGUUUUGAUGAUAUUUGCAACACUGGCCUAGUUUUAGGAUUAGGCUUUUCCUCAACAGCCGAUCACAAAUCAAAGAAAAUAACAACACCACUAGUAGGCAAAGGUCCGUCUCUUGGCCUUGAACCUUCACUAACUUUAAGCCUGAUUUCCGGUGAUCGUACGUACGAACAACAGCCGAUUAAAAUUAGCAAAGAUCAUCAAUCUGCUGAUUUGUACAGACAAGAUAGUGCUGCCUCUUCCUACUCAAAUGCUAGUGUCAAAAGGGAGAGAGAUGUUGGUAGUGAAGAGACAACCACAGAAGUAGAAAGAGUUUCCUCCAGAGUUAUUAGUGAUGAAGAUGAUGAUGGCUCUAACGCUAGGAAGAAACUUAGGCUCACUAAAGCACAAUCCGCACUUUUGGAAGAAAGCUUCAAGAUACACAGCACUCUCAAUCCUAAACAAAAACAGGAUUUAGCCAGAGAACUCAAUUUAAGGCCUCGUCAAGUUGAAGUUUGGUUCCAGAACAGAAGAGCCAGAACAAAACUGAAGCAAACAGAGGUAGACUGUGAAUUCCUGAAAAAAUGCUGCGAGACACUGACAGAAGAAAACAGGAGACUUCACAAGGAAUUGCAGGAACUAAAGGCUCUAAAAAUAGCACAACCUUUGUACAUGCAGUUGCCGGCGGCAACCUUAACCAUGUGUCCUUCAUGCGAAAGGAUCGGCGGCGGUGUCGGAGAAAAUCCGUCGAAAAAUGCUUUUACCAUUGCUCAAAAGCCUCACUUCUACAGUCCAUUCAACAAUCCGUCGGCAGCUUGUUAAUUAAAGGCCAUAUAUAUUAGUAAUAUAAAUCUUGUUUAGAAAAAAUCUCGGAAAGCCGCCACUUUUUUUGGUUAGGGCUUGUAUGACUAGUGCAGUUGUAUGUGUAGAGUAAAUAGAAUUAAGGUCACUAAUCAAUAUUUUUAAUUUGUUUUCUUUCUUAUGGUCCAUAUUAUAAGUCUGUAAAUCAUUAAGCAAAUAUAUACAUAUGGAUGAAUUAUUAUUAUU